AAACAUGCCGUUCCCACUGAUAAAGCUUGUAUAUUUAUUUGUCAAGCAGGUUAGUAAACCUGUGGCCACAAGGGUAACAAGUUAUAUGAAAGAAAAGCCGUUUAUACGGAGACAUGUAAUGAUUCCAUUAGCGCAAGUCUAUCACAGAACUGAAGCCAAUCUUAGAUUGAUGCUGAUGUAUAAUCAAGCUGGCCACAAAGUGAAAAUAAAUCCACUGACUGAUGAAGCUGCAGUAGCUCUAGCCACGGACAUGAUGAAUGAUAUUUUCAUUUUUACAAUUGCUUUUGUUGUGCUUUAUCAAGAGUAUGUAAGGAGUUCCAAGAGUAGUGCGGCAGAAAAACUUCAGAGGGAGAAUGAGAUCCUAAGCAUUAACAACCAGCUUGAUGACUUGGUGUUAAUUACGGAGCGACAUGAUGCUCAGUUACGGGAGGCAGAGAGGGAGCGAGACCAUCUUCUGACCAUGAUCAGUGACCUCAAGACAUGGUCCAAACCAUGCACAAAAUUAAUAUAUGAGAGACAGGAGUCUCAUUUACGUGAAGUAUUCAGACAAAUUCGAAACUUAAAAACAAUCCAGCUAACGGUACAUAAAAAUUCAAAAACGGAACAUAUUGACAUAGCUGUAGAACAAGAUAAAACUCAAUGAGUUGCUAGUGCUACAAAGUAGUUUACUUUUUCCAUCUGGUUAAAUUAGGUUUUAGUUUUUUGAUAUAGGUGUAUUCCAUGGGGAAGGGAGGAGGUGCAACUGAAAUAAAUGUACUUGUAAUACUUACAAAAAGAACUAUGGGUGAUAAGUAGGGAUGUCAACAAAUAUUCGAACAUUCGAAUAUUCAUUCGAUGAGUUGAUAUUCGAAUAUGAAUUUAAGAUUCGAAUAUUCGGUGUUUUUCAGAUUUCAUAAAAAGAAGUACUGUGAUUAAGAACAUUGCUGGAAUCAUCCCCGUUUAAUUUACUAUCGAUCAAUUUCGAUCGCCUGAUUUCCUUCGCUACUUUCUUAUCUUAUAUAUCUACUAAAUUAUUCUGUAAGUUUUGAGUAAGUUAUUAAAGAAUUAUACAUUAAUGCUUUAUAUAUAUAAUACAAAACAUACUUUCGUAGUUUUUAUUUGUUAAAUACCAUCGGAUCUAAAAUCGAGGACAACAAAAUGAAAACCUUCGAAUGUCUAAAUGACUUGAAGAAUAUACUUAUCAAAAUAAAUUUAAUUGAUCAUUGAAUGAAUGUCCGAUAAAACUAGUCUGUAGUUAAUAUUGUAAAGGGCUCAAUUUCAGAAUAAAUGUGUAAAAUCCUUGAUUAUCUUGGACUGUACAUAAUCCUGAAUUUUAUAUUCAUUAUCAGGAAAUUAGUUAAUUAGCUAGGAAGAUUGUCUAUGGAAAUGAUUGUUUAUAUUUUAAAAACAUUGUAUCAAAGAUUAUAAACAUAUCUCUUACAGGCUGAUAAUUGUAAUUAAUUACACGUAUUGAAAUCUGAAAAGUAUGCGACUAUCCUUUCUUUGGUAAGAUGACUGGUUCCUCAGUUGGAGCUACUAUAAAAUCAUGUGUAUCAUUUGUUAAAAUUAAACUUUUCUACAUUUCAAUCAGAUAUUUAUUUCAAACAUUGACAAAUAUCAAAUGGAAUUCCUUAUAGUACACCUACAAAAGUCUUCAUACAAUUUUACUUCCAAUAUAAGAAAACCUACACUAAACCUUUUAUGAAAGUAGGAUGAUGCAUAUUUAAAAUAAACCAGAUUUUAUUUAUUUUAUCAAAUAUUCAAAUAUAUUCGAAUACUUUCAUUGAAUAUUCGAAUAUGAAUUAUUGACAAAAUUGACAUCCCUAGUGAUAAGGGUCUCAAGUGCCCCCCCCCCCCCCCCUCCUAAAUGAACAUUUUUAUUUUCUGUAAAGAUUUUAUUUUACACAGCUAUACAGAUGACAUUUAUUCAUGAUUUUCAAUUUGAUCCAAAUGCCCUUAAUUUAGAAAUAUGACAUCAUAAAGUUCACCUUUUCGCGCAAUUUUGACAUAUUUUGUAUAAUAUACUAAUUCUCAAGCAAUUUUUCUUUCAAAAAAUAUCAAGGGCUGCCUUGAACAUACAUUAUAUUUUCAUCAUAGGUGUAUUUAUCAGAGACUAAUUACUUACAGAUAAAUUUUGCUUGUUCAAAGCUGCACUCUCUGUUUCCAGCAGGAAAAAUAAUGAGAAAAAUGAAGUUUUUGUCUUGUUUUGAUUGGAUUGCAAAAAUAGCAUCAUUUUUGAUGUCAUUUACUGCCAUUGAGUAAAUGUAAAUGAAAAAAAAAGGAUGGAAGAUGUAUAUGUAAACUCUUUUUUUCAAAAUUACAAAAUCUAACAUACCUGAAUAACUUUUGUAAAUGUUGAUGUUUGGGGGCCAAAAUUGACUCUUAUCAUAUACUGGGUACAUUGUAUAGUCCUUUAACCUUAUCCAACUUCAUGUGAAUCUCAAGUUUUUGCACAAACUUUAACUCUAUCAGUUCACUAUGCAACAUACCUCAGUGAACUCUACCACAAGACAAUAUUUCAGCCAUCCAAAUCAAACACUGACUACUGCUCUUGUUUUAAAUACUGCUUGUGUUUGUAUUAGUUGGGGCCAUGGAUAUCGGCCUGGACAGCUCAGUCGGUAGAACACCUAACUAGUGAUGAAGGAGUCCCGGGUUUGAUUCCUGGUCCAGCCAUUCAUUUUCUCCUUUCCUGUCACAUAAUUUGGUGCCGUUGACCGUCCCUGGACUUGCAGGUAAAAGUUUUGCCAGGGGCAAAAAGAACUUGGGUUGUGUCUUUGAGGGCGAAGACAAUUUAAGGAGGGAGAAAUGUAAUGGUUGGGGCUGUGGAUAUUGGCAUAGAUAGCUCAGUCGGUAGAGCACCUUACUAGUGAUGCAGGAGUCCCGGGUUUGAUUACGAGUCCAGCCAUACAAUUUCUCCUUUCCUGUUACUUGUUUAUCACAUGAGUGACCAGUUGACUACAUGUCUUUAGAGGAGGUUCAUUAUCAAGGUAUUUAUUAGUUCUACAUGGACCAAACUUGUAUGGACAAUCAAUGCAUCUAGAAAUAUAUGCUACCUGACAUGUCUCAGAUGCUGCAUCUGACCCUAAAUUUUUGGAAUGAGUUGCGACAUAACGAGAAAAGAAAAAUAUAUAGCUGGACCAGGAAUUGAACUCUGGUGGCCGGCAUUACUUGUCAAGUGCUCUAAUCACUGAAUAGUUGAGGCUAAUAUCCAUGGUCCAUAAAGGCCCAAACCACUCCAUUUCUCCUUCCAUGAAUUGGCAUCACAUACCCUCUAAAACACACAACCCAGAUUUCCUAGCCCCUCUCAGUACUUUCACCUGCAAGUCCAGGGGUGAACAACGGCAUCAAUGUUAACAAUAAAGGAAAAAAAUUAUGGUUGGACUGGGAAUCAAACCCAGGACCCCUAUAUUACCAGUAAGGUGUUCUAACCACUAAGCUUCUGAGGUCAAUAUCUAGUCUUUAUAGCCCAAACCACAGCUAUAAGAAAUCUGUUUUUACAGCAGGUUAAUUUCGAAGUAUAUACAACAAGAAUAAGCCUUAUAAUGUAAAACUUUUGUGGAAAAUCGUUAUUUUAUACAUGUAUAUGCACUUGCUAUCUAUGAUAUAUUCAAAAUAAAAUUUUACUGAUGAGUUAAACUCAAGCAUUUCGUUGAGCAUCAAUUUGUAUGAGACAAUCAUCACAGAUGACAUUUGCCAAAGUAAACCUUGUUAUUUUUGAUAGUCGUACUUUGUGUAUCUGAUUAAAUUGGGAAAGUUUAAACACAAUUGUUCUGUUAACUGCAUUUGUAUAUUGUCAUUCUUUGGGCAUGACUCCCUUUUACCAUGCAAUAAAUUAGAAAAAGGAUUGAGUCUUUAGUACGUCAGUAUGUACUCCAUGUGAUAUUUUGUUUUAUAUGUAUACCAAACAUUUGUGUUGAUCACUUAGACUCUUUGUGAAUGCUUUAUGCUAGCUAUCUUAAAGUUUGUUGAAGCAUAAUAAUUGGAAAAUUCUGUUUAUGAUGUGUGCAAAUAAAUAGUAGAUGAAA
This is a messenger RNA of Saccostrea echinata, 4004 nucleotides long. Its product is annotated as optic atrophy 3 protein homolog. Gene Ontology annotation, biological process: regulation of lipid metabolic process. The transcript is spliced from 2 exons. The record is from RefSeq and is a predicted model, not a curated record. Gene Ontology annotation, cellular component: mitochondrion. Lineage: Eukaryota; Metazoa; Mollusca; Bivalvia; Ostreida; Ostreidae. The coding region runs from base 5 to 643 and encodes 212 amino acids.